Molecule: messenger RNA, 819 nt
Organism: Cicer arietinum (chickpea)
Lineage: Eukaryota; Viridiplantae; Streptophyta; Magnoliopsida; Fabales; Fabaceae
Product: ethylene-responsive transcription factor ERF020
Biological process (GO): regulation of DNA-templated transcription
Molecular function (GO): DNA binding; DNA-binding transcription factor activity
Source: RefSeq, a predicted model, not a curated record
UUUUUUUUGGUCCACCCCUCCACCUUUGCUUGCCUUAAACCCUUUUGACUCUCAAAAUCUUCAACCUAUAUAUAAUCACACACCCCUCAAUCUCCUCUCAUAAUCUGCUUCUACGCAUGCCACUUUAAUAUUAUAAUUAACUAUAAACAUAUCCAUAAACUUUAUUAAUUUGCUUCUACAAUCAACCAUUUAAAGAUGAAUUGGAACACUACUUCAACAAGCACGAGCAACAAGAAGUUAAAGGGAGUUAGGCGUCGAAAAUGGGGGAAAUGGGUAUCGGAGAUUCGUGUUCCGGGGACUCAAGAACGUUUAUGGUUAGGAACUUAUGCUACACCGGAAGCUGCUGCGGUGGCACACGACGUAGCUGUUUAUUGUUUAAGAAGACCUUCUACGUUGGACAAACUCAACUUUCCUGAGACUCUGUCUUCUUAUUGUAUUCAACAGAGAGAUGAUUUGAUGUCUCCGAGGUCUGUUCAAAAGGUUGCUUCUGAUGUUGCCAUGGAUGUUGAUGCGAGAAAUAUUGCAAGGGAAACAACAACUUUGAUGGAAACGAAUCACGUGAGUGGGAAUGAUGAUGAUGAUGAUGGUCACGUGCAUCAUAAUGUUGUUGGUGAUGAUGAUUGGUGGGAAGGUUUGGAUGAUGACUUGAGUUGGCAAGGAAUUACUCAAGUUUCUAGACAAGAGGAGGGAUUGAGUAUUUCCAUUGAAGAUUAUCUUCAGAUUUAGAUCAUUAUAUGUAUACAUUAUUGGUAUUGAUUACUUUUUUGUGUUAAACACAAUACAACUCUGAAUGAAGAAGAUGCGUAUUUUGACUGUGAA